AUGGAAGGCUAUAAACCACUCAAAGGAAGUUUAUAUGGAAGUUUUGGCUUUAAAUUAGAUGCGAAAGGAAUCUUAACAGACAAAAGCAUAGUUUACUGUUUCCAUUGCGAACAGAGCUUUUCCUACCACCGCAGCAAAACAAGCUUGCAAUACCAUUUGCGAAAAAAACAUUCUCUCAUCACUAAAGCUACACCUAGUGAAGAUGUAGAGUCCGACUCGGAAAUCACAGUGAUCUCUGACAACUCUAACAUGGAUUUCCGAGGGUACCCGUUGUCCAGCAGUCUGGGACCAAAUUUGAGGAGGAGGGGGGAUCGGGGACCACCAGGACUGGUUCUGGAUAGACGCAAGUCUACAGUUUGGAAUUAUUAUAUCCAGCUUAAUGAGAUGUAUGUUGAGUGUAAUAUAUGCAAGAGACAGUUGUCUUUUCACAACAGCACUACGACUAUGAGGGAGCACCUUGUCCGCAAACAUAAUAUACGUGACAAUGGUCCACCUGUACUCCAUAACACAGUGGUGGCCUUGGCCCCGAUUCCAGCUACAUCACUUCAGCCAAUGGCCCAGCCCAGAUUCCCCUGCAACAUCUCCACUACAUCUACUACUGCCAACACAUUCAUGUUCCAGCCAGAUUUGCACGUAGUUGUAAAAGAGGAGCAGCAGGAUGCUGACUUAUCUCCUGAACAAGGGACGGCCAAACGUUCACGAAUCACAUGUGCUCCCCCAGAUGUAGGAGGCGGUGCCAAUGCCAACCCUGUCUGCAGCCGAGAUUUGGAAUCGUCAAGUUCAAAUACUGGAUUACUAUACAGUGAGAACAACCACUUUGGUGAUAGCAGUCGCAGUGGCACUUGUAUCAAGGAAUCCAAUGAUAAGCGAACUGGCUUCCUGACUGACCUAAUAUUAGAAGUGGUGUACAGGGACUUGCAGCCACUGUCUGUGGUGGAGGAGAGGGGAUUUCGUCUUCUAUUGAGCUGCUUAGAACCACAGUACCCAGUGCCAUCUCCCUCUCAGCUCGGCAGCCUUAUUUGGCAUCGCUAUGAUGUUCUUAAACUGCAACUGCAGCAGUGUCUUCAGUCUGGCCUGGCACCACGUGGCAUAACACUUUGCACUGAAUACUGGAGGUCAGUAGCAGGUUGUGAGGUGGGAGCAAGCGGCCGGGUGUUCUUAACUGUAAGUGCACAUUUUAUUGACAAAGACUGGCGCUUGGCCCGUUGUGAGCUGCAGACCCGUCCCAUGACCGUUAUCAGAGAGAGGGCUUGUGGAAGUGGGUUACCUCAAUUUGGUGACACCCUAAAGGCAGUUCUCUCUGACUUCCAUCUCCCUCAGAGCUCUGUUUUCUGUGUUGUGCACGAUACUCCCAAGACCUCAGAGGCUAGAGGGACUGCAAAUAUGGGAUUUCAGAAAGAAAAUCAAAUUGCUGGACCAGGCCAAUCGCCUCAGGAUCUCCCAGAGAGCUGGGUAGCAUUACACUGUGCAGGGGAAGCCCUCAAACUCUGCAUCCAGGAAGGACUAUGGAUGGAACCUGUCAGACAUGCUCUUUCUGAGGCCCGCAGGAUUAUUUCACAUUUCCAGCAUGACACACCUGCUGCUGCCGCUCUGAUCCACAAAGCAGAAGCUGCUAAUAAAGCCGGUGCUUGUCUGGCGCUGGAUGACCCAGGGCACUGGGCAACUACUAUUGACAUGUGUGAAAGUCUGCUAGGGCUGAAAUGGGUGGUGAGCUCUGUUCUAGAGGAGCAGAAAGCUGCUCCAAAUUUAGUGGACCACCAGUGGCGUCUCCUCCAGGAGCUGGUGCCAGUUCUUAAGACCAUGCGCAUCGCUGCCUCCUUUUUGAGUGAGGACAUAAAUGUGUCCAUCUCCGCCCUUAUGCCGUGCCUGCAUGGCGUAUUCCGUGUCCUAAGGCAACACAUUGCAGAGAGCAGCUGCCCUGUGGCUCGAGGAGUCAUGGAGACCGUGCAGUCAGGAAUGGAGCGACAGUGGAGACUGGGUGAAGAGGAGGCCUUACUGGACAGCCCUGCCGUCCUCUCCUCAUUCCUGGACCCGAGGUUUAAGGAGCUGCGCUUCCUCAGCCCACAUGCACGUAGUAAGCUGCACGACAAGGUUAAAGAACUGUUAUCUGCUCAAGCGCAAAUGGAGGCAGAGGAAAUAAGCAGAGAGCGUGAUAAAGGAGGUGAUAACGGCGAAGAGGGAAGGGAAAGGGGAGUGACUAAGAUGAGAUUGUUGACGGAGAGUUCAUCAAUCGUUCAUCUGCAGCCCACUUCCUAUAAUCAAGUGAGCCCAGUGGCCAAAACCAUGUACGACAUACUGCUAGGAGAGGAUCCCACUGAGCGAAUGCCUGAGAUCCACCAACAGCUGGAGAACUACAUUGCAGAGCCUUUGUGCAAACGUAGCCUGUCACCUCUCCACUGGUGGCACUCUAAGGAGCAUCGCUUCCCUGCCGUGGCCAGACUUGCCCGUACAUUUCUGGCUAUUCCUACUACGGCUGUGGCUGCAGACAGAGCUUUUGCUCCUAGAGAGACUACUGUUGCUCAACGCAGGGCCAUUCUGGGGCCCCAGCAUUUGGAUCAUAUUCUUUUCCUUCACCAGAACAGUGACUAUGUGGAGAAACUGAUGGGAGGGUCUACGGUGCAUGGAGAAAGGGGCAGUGACAAGAAUGGAGCCAAGAAGAAAAGAGAGACUCUGUAUCAGUCUUUAGUGUCCUAUGAGAGCAAGACUUGGGUGGGAGGGGAGGAGUUGUGAGCUUGUAGUCAGUAUCAUAGUAAGAACAGAGUUGUGGAUAUGCCCACUCAACAUAGGCCUGUGAGAAAAUAUCCAUCCAUUCCUGCUUAAGAUUUAGCUGAUUUCAACUCAUCUAGUUAAAGAGUUGAAAAAUCAAUGACAAGGCAAACAAAUAAUGCAGCUAUUGGGCUCAAAGCCACACUUGUGUGCCGUCUGUUUUUACAUGUAAAAAAAAAAAAGUGUCUGGCCUACUAGCGUCUGGCCCACAUAUCUACAUGUGAGCUGUGAAUUUAUCAUAAGUCGUUGUAAAGUGCUUUCAAUGCGUACCAUACCAAAUAAUAUGUAUCCUAUAUGUAAAGUUGUGAGGAGUUGUUGCACUUUGUCCUUGGUUUGCAUGAAGUAAAAACACGGGUUCAGCA
This is a messenger RNA of Oncorhynchus keta (chum salmon), 3128 nucleotides long. It is a transcript of the gene zbed4l2, whose product is annotated as E3 SUMO-protein ligase ZBED1. Gene Ontology annotation, cellular component: nucleus. Bases 1 to 2730 code for a protein of 909 amino acids. The record is from RefSeq and is a predicted model, not a curated record. NCBI's taxonomy places the organism in Eukaryota, Metazoa, Chordata, Actinopteri, Salmoniformes, Salmonidae. Gene Ontology annotation, molecular function: protein dimerization activity; DNA binding. The transcript has 2 exons. Gene Ontology annotation, biological process: regulation of transcription by RNA polymerase II.